UUUAUAUUUGCUGAUCAAGGCUUCGAUGUAUGGCUAGGUAAUAUGCGUGGAAACGUCUAUUCUAGGGAGCAUAUAUCUUCAAGCAGUGAAUCGAACGACUUUUGGAAAUUUAGUUGGGAAGAAAUGGCCGAAUACGAUCUUCCAGCAAUGAUCGAUUACGUUCUUAAUGAAACCGAGCAGACAUCGCUUUAUUAUGUUGGUCAUUCUCAAGGAACUUUGACAAUGCUAGCGAAACUUAGCAAGGACCAAGAGUUUGCGAAGAAGGUAUGA
Molecule: messenger RNA, 270 nt
Organism: Strongylus vulgaris
Lineage: Eukaryota; Metazoa; Nematoda; Chromadorea; Rhabditida; Strongylidae
Source: the annotation of a GenBank genome assembly